AUGCUCCAACCACGAAUACCUCUCCGGUCUUUGUGCAGGAAGUGCCAAAUUUCCUCGCCAGCUUUCAGCAGGUCCUACGCUCAAGUCAUCGAUCCAGUUCAUCCGAGCAGUUCAGUACUAGACACAGCAUACGCAAAUCCACCGUUAGCCGAGCCCGAAGAUCGAGUAGGCGCGGCCAAGGGUGAGGUGAAGCUCCGUCGGUACACCCCACGAACACCAGGUAUCCGUCAUCUCAUCCGACCAUUGAACGACCAUAUCUGGAAAGGCCGCCCAUGGACAGAGCUCACAUAUCCCAAGAAGGGACAUUCAAAAGGAGGCCGAAAUAAUACAGGACAUGUCGUGGUCCGACAUCGUGGCGGUGGGCACAAGAGAAGGAUACGCACAGUGGACUUCAUGCGGCAAAGCGGAGGAAAGCAGCUCGUUGAACGCAUUGAACAUGAUCCGGGCCGGACUGCCCACAUCGCGCUGGUGAAGGAUCUCGAGUCGGGCAAGAGAAGCUACAUACUGGCUGCUGAGGGUCUCCGGGCCGGAGAGACGGUAGAGAGCUUUCGUAGUGGCUUGCCCAAAGAGCUACUGAAGGAAAUGGGUGGCCACGUCGAUCAAGGUGUGAUUGCUUCCAAGACAGCAUACAAAGGCAAUUGUCUGAAGCUUGGUAUGAUACCAGUCGGAACGCCAAUCUUCAAUAUUGCCCCUUCAAGAGAUUCGAUAGGGAAGAUAUGUCGCAGUGCCGGUACACACGGGAUCAUCGUCGGAAAAGGUGAAGACACGGUGCAGAAGGAGAUGAUCAAACUUAUUGGAGACAGUGGGGGUAUGGAAAUGUCGGCCUUGAGUCCGGAUCAGCUGAGGAAAUUCGAGAAGGCGGCAAACUACGUUACUGUCCGCCUCUCGAGUGGUGAGGUUCGCCUCAUCGACAAAGAAGCGGUUGCCACAAUUGGCGUCGCGAGCAAUGUUAAUUUCAAGUAUACCUCUUUGGGCAAAGCUGGCCGUUCUCGAUGGCUCGGUAUUCGACCAACUGUCCGUGGUCUGGCCAUGAACGCGUCUGAUCAUCCUCAUGGUGGUGGUCGAGGAAAAUCGAAGGGUAACCGUAUCCCCAUGAGUCCUUGGGGUAUUCCGGCAAAAUCGGGCUUCAAAACAAGACCGAAGAACAAGAUCAAUCCUAUGGUGGUUACGGCACGACCUAGAAACCAAGGACGGCGGCGGAGAGGUUACGCUUAG
Molecule: messenger RNA, 1215 nt
Organism: Exophiala viscosa
Lineage: Eukaryota; Fungi; Ascomycota; Eurotiomycetes; Chaetothyriales; Herpotrichiellaceae
Product: 50S ribosomal protein L2
Exons: 2
Coding region: 1-1215 (404 amino acids)
Biological process (GO): mitochondrial translation
Cellular component (GO): ribosome; mitochondrial large ribosomal subunit
Molecular function (GO): RNA binding; structural constituent of ribosome
Source: RefSeq, a predicted model, not a curated record